CAGAACUCUAAGGAUGCAUGUCAAAAAAAUGUUUCGCUUAUCUCAUUAUGAUUACAUACAAGUAUAUCAUCUGAAAGCUGUGGCAUCCUUCACAACUGGUUUGUUUGUGCGGUUGCAAAAAUGGCUAAUUUUGUUAUUUUAACCUUGGCUAUGCUGAUAGUCUUCACGCUUGCAAAACCUUACGGAGAACGUGAUAGAGAGAUAUAUGAAGAAGAUCGUCGGAGACACGGAAACCAUCACACAGAGAGUGACGUCAGUUCCGGUGACCGCAGCGGCCCAGGAAAACCAAGUGAUCAAUCACAUCAUGGGCAAAGAAAUGUUGGGGGUGUCCACCAGGGUGGAUAUCAGCAACACGGUUACUAGGAUUUAUGAUACCCCAUGAUAUUCGUUGUGGAAGUUGUGCAGUAUUUCGGAAGAAAUUAUAUGUAUCAAUUGUAAUUAAUAUAUCAUUUGACUAACACGUGUUUGAUACAGUUGGUAAAACCUUUGUUUGAAAUAAAAUGGAACAUAUGCAGGAUUAAUUAUUUUGUUGUUUCUUACUUAACAAGUUGUAAGUUUCCUGUUAAAAUGGAUAAAUCAGUG
Messenger RNA from Acanthoscelides obtectus, 582 nucleotides. The record is from the annotation of a GenBank genome assembly. NCBI's taxonomy places the organism in Eukaryota, Metazoa, Arthropoda, Insecta, Coleoptera, Chrysomelidae.